Molecule: messenger RNA, 1560 nt
Organism: Manihot esculenta (cassava)
Lineage: Eukaryota; Viridiplantae; Streptophyta; Magnoliopsida; Malpighiales; Euphorbiaceae
Exons: 5
Coding region: 228-1346 (372 amino acids)
Molecular function (GO): calcium ion binding
Source: RefSeq, a predicted model, not a curated record
UCUUUCAUCUACUCUCUGACACACAGCCUCUCUCUCUCUCUCUCUCUCUCUCUCUCUCUCUCAUAUUUAAAGGCCGCAGAGGGCUGAACAAAACCCAAGAAAAGCAGAGAAAGCAGCGGAGGGAGCCGCAUCCACAGCAAAAUCCAACUUUACCUCGUGCGAGUCACGAGAACCGCUUAAACUCACAAGAAAAACAACGGGAUUGAUAAAAAAAGGCAAGAGAAUUAAUGGAGAAGAGCAGCAGAAGCACAGAGAAAACAAAGAAAAGCGGAGAAGAACAUGGGCAAGUUCUAGACGGUUCAGAUAUAAUGGAGUUGGUUGAGAACGAGGAGGUGUUUAGGAGUUUCGUGGAUCAUAAGUUCCAGGAGCUUGAUAGAGACAAAGACGGUGAGCUCUCUUUGAAGGAACUUGAGCCUGCUGUUGCUGAUAUUGGUGCUGCCCUUGGCUUGCCUGCUCAGGGUUCAUCUCCUGAUUCUGAUCAUAUCUAUUCUGAGGUUCUCAACGAAUUCACCCAUGGCAAGCAAGAAAAGGUGACCAAGACUGAAUUCAAAGAGGUUCUCUCAGAUAUUUUACUAGGAAUGGCUACUGGUUUGAAGCGAGACCCUGUAGUUAUCCUCCGCAUGGAUGGUGAAGAUCUCUUGGACUUCAUCAACGGACCAAGUUAUGAACCAGAAUUGGUCUCCAUAUUUUCACAGCUACAAUCAGCUGAUGGAUCCCUGCAUGAUUUCAUCGUUAAAGCCUUUGAAAAGCUUACAGUUGAUCAAGGAAUGCCCCCAUCUUCAGAUUCCUGGGUAACGAGCAACAUUGUGGAACCAGCCUUGGAAUCUUGCACUAGACAAGAUCAUGAUAAACCCAUAUCUCAAGAAACGUUCUUGGUGGAAUUCAAAAAAGCAGCAGAACUUAUGGCUCAACGUCUCAAAGAACAGCCUGUUAUUGUUGCUCAUAGUGAAAAUACAUUUGAUGGGAGUGGCAUUAAGAGACUAUUAACCAACAAGUUUGAAUUAGAAAAGACUCUGAAUGCAGCUUUAGAAAAUGUACCAAGAGAUAGAAAUGGGAAAAUGUCCAAGGAGUAUUUACGGGUGGCACUGGAUUCAUUGGCUCCAUCAGCUGGUCUACCUCCAAUUGGUGCUGUCGACGAGAUAGACAAGGUGGUAGAUCAAGUGUUUAAGAUGAUCGAUGCAGAUGAUGGAAAGCUGGUUAAAGAAGAUGAGUUCAAGAGAAUAUUGACUGAAAUCCUGGGGAGUGUUAUGUUGCAAUUAGAAGGAAAUUCCAUCUCAGUUUCUUCAAAUUCUGUUGUGCAUGAGCCUCUUGCUUCCUCCUCUAAACUUCUGCAGCCAACUUCCUAGCUAUUAUAUCUAUCUUUGGUGUUCUAAAUAUAUUAAUAUGUCAGAAUAAUUAAAAAUAUAAAAAGAGGAACAAUUAUUUGUUAGCAUACAGUGAAGGUGGAUGGCAACUCAUGGUUGUGUUUUAUGUGCAAUUAACUUGAUUGUGCUAAUAUUCAAUCAUGUGGUCAUGGUUAGCCGACCAUUGUCAAUGAUAAUCUGUAAUUUCUUUCGUCUA